This is a messenger RNA of Funneliformis geosporum, 213 nucleotides long. NCBI's taxonomy places the organism in Eukaryota, Fungi, Glomeromycota, Glomeromycetes, Glomerales, Glomeraceae. The record is from the annotation of a GenBank genome assembly.
AUGAGCGACAACAAAACCUUAACAUUCGAAGUCGACCCAUUGAGUUGUUCAGGAUGCACAAAAUCGGUCGAAAAGGCACUAAAUAAUCUUGGGGGUAUGGAUGAAAUCAAAUUCGAUCUUGAAACUAAGAAUGUACAAGUCAAAACCACGAAAUCAUCUCUAGAAAUAAUUGAAGCCAUCGGAAAAACUGGGAAGACAGCUGUAUUGAAAUGA